This is a messenger RNA of Vitis riparia (riverbank grape), 1057 nucleotides long. RefSeq names its product protein COFACTOR ASSEMBLY OF COMPLEX C SUBUNIT B CCB1, chloroplastic. The transcript is spliced from 4 exons. The coding region runs from base 47 to 850 and encodes 267 amino acids. NCBI's taxonomy places the organism in Eukaryota, Viridiplantae, Streptophyta, Magnoliopsida, Vitales, Vitaceae. The record is from RefSeq and is a predicted model, not a curated record.
GCGUAAAUAUCUCAGUUGAGCGAACCCAUCCUCCCUCUGGAGAUCAAUGGCAGCUAAGCUGCUAUCCCAUUCACAACCUCUCUCUUCUCUCUCCCCCCUCUCCAAAUUCAGAACCAGAGACUUCACCCUCCAACAUCAGCCAUGGCUCAGGAGGACUCCAACCCCCACAAGACCCAAGAGUCUGGUGGUUCAAGUCUCCCUCCACGACCCUAUCUCUUCAUCCACUGCACUGCUCCACCAUCUCCACACCCAUCAAACUCCGUACUCGCUCUUUGAACUUGCAGAGAGCACAGGGUAUUCAUUGGCCAGCUACUACACUUCUCUAGGUCUCUUUGUCAUCUCCGUCCCCGGGCUGUGGUCUCUCAUUAAGCGCUCUGUAAAAUCCAAGAUUGUGAAGAAGUCAUUUAUAGGGGAAGGAGAAGGGAAGAAUAAACCGAAUCAUAUGGCGGGGGAAAUUCUUUCAUUCUUUACUCGCAACAAUUUUGUGGUGUCGGAUAGAGGAGAGACCAUAACGUUUGAAGGCAUGAUGGUUCCAAGCCGAGGCCAAGCAGCAUUGCUCACCUUCUGCACUUGCAUAAGCCUGGCAAGCGUUGGCCUUGUUCUUACCAUAACUUUUCCGGAUGUUGGCAAUAACUGGUUCUGGCUCACCAUCUUAAGUCCUUUAGCCGGAGCAUAUUACUGGAAGCGAGCAUCAAGAAAGGAGCAGAUCAAGGUGAAGAUGAUAGUGGCAGAAGAUGGAACCCUGUCAGAGAUAAUUGUUCAAGGAGAUGACCAGCAAGUAGAGCAAAUGAGGAAGGAGCUGCAACUAAGUGAAAAGGGCAUGGUGUAUGUUAAGGGCAUCUUUGAAUGAUGAUAAAGCACUUCGAAAAUAUCUCCUUUUAAACCAGACGGAUCUCUGCAUUCCUUCCAGUGAAUAGAUGCAAAAAGGAGGCUUACUGUUCUUUUUGUACUUGAAAAUUUUUGAUAUUUCAACACUAGUAAUACUGUAGAAGUAUGCAUACAACACCGAGCCCCUGAUUCAAUAAUUUAAUCAAUUAUAUCCUUAUGGUUAUCAAUA